AUGCAAUUGGUCUCAGCUUCUAUGGGGCCUUUGUCCCCCUUCUUGUGGGAUUCCCCACACGCCAAGUUGGUUCCACCAGGCUUUACACCCGGCACAGUUGCGGAUGCGAUGCUGCACAUCAGUGAUUUAACUCUUCGUUUUGAUGUGCUUGCAAAGGCUAUUGAUUAUUCUGUUCAUCCUGUUCGACGAGCGAUGGAAACGCAUGCUUUGCACACUCGAAUGUUACACAAACGUCAAUUUGAUGUGAUGCGAUAUGGGAUGGUACUUGAUGAAGUGGAACGACUUGUUUUGGUGCCAAUGCCGCGUCUUUGUGGUGAUACUGGAAUGAAAGUUUCUCAAGAAUAUGCGGCUAUAUUUGGUGGUGAUUUUAAUGAAUCACCAUCUGCCUGGCAUCCUAUUCUACCUGAAUAUUGCUUUAUUGUGUAUCAAUUACCGAAGGAAUGUGAUAGUAAAGAUUCUUUUCCUGUACCAAUUUUCCGACUGGUUUUUCGAAAUGAAGCGUUUAAUGAAAAUAUAAAAAUGCAUCUUGUGGAGAAGUUUCCACUUUUUCGUUUACGUUCUGUAUAUGUGUCACAGUCAAAAUAUUACUCAUUUCAACAUCAACUUGAAUUAUAUGCUAAGGCUUCAAGUUCAAGUGAACAUUUACCAGAUCGUGCACUGGAAGGAACUCUUGGAUUAUCACCUCUACGAUGGAUCUUUGAUGCAUGGUUGCUGGUAUUGGAAGGUAUUGCACCUAGUUGGGUUAUUGAUAAAGGUGUUGGACCUGAUAUUGUUACCUUAUUUCUUGCCUCACAUCGUGCAGAGGGAAAAUAUGAUGUAAAGGAAACUCUUGAAGUAUAUUCAGAAUAUCCUGUGGAUAACCGUGUACGAUGCUCAUAUUAUACAUCUGGAGAUCGGAUGCGUAAACGUAUUCAAGUCAUGAGACGAUAUCCUGAUAUGAUUAAUAAAUGGCGACAAGGAUCAUAUGAUGUUCGUUAUUUCUCUGAGGAAGUUACUACUUCAGAACCUUCUGUGGAUGUGGCACAGUGUAUUCGUAUAUUACUUUGUCGAAGAAAACCUGGAAAUAAUUAUAUUGAAGAUGAUGAAAUUGCUGCUUUUAUACCAGAUGAUAAAGAGUCUGAACCAUUGCAAGUGUACAAUACAUUGGCAGCAGAAAGAUUACGUUUGUGGGUUUUAAAAGGUUUACUCACCGCUGAACUUCAUGGGGUUCACUCUUUGAUCCUUGAAUUUGAUACAACUAUGGUGGUAGCCAAAUGUGUGGGACUUCUUUGGGGUGGUGGUGAGGAAAGUCGACAACGAGAAGUUGUAUUUCAUGUCUGCAAAAUUAUUGUAGAAACAGUGGAAGAUUUUGUACAACACAGUGGUAUUAUUUGGCAGGCUACUAUUGUGGCUUCUGGUGAAGACUCACACAAGGCGGUUGAACUUUGCCGGGAUAUACUGGAGAUUACGCAGAUGGCAAAGACUCGUGUUGAGAUUGAGGAACGCCGACGUGUAGCAGCAGCCGCUACAAUGACAGCAGAUAAGGAAGGACCGGCAACCCCCUCUGAUAGUGGUGUGACUGUACCGGAGGGAGAAGAAGAAGAUGUAACCAAAGAAACGCUGGAGGGAAAGAAAAAAGGAAUAAGUGAAAAGAAAGGUGCACUCACCGUGCAGACAACAACUACAUUACCGACAGGGCCAUUGGUGGUUAACGUGGGUGGUGGAAACACUGUUCAAAUUCCCCCGUUCACCGCAACCGCGCACUUAUCAGAAAAUAUACGGGAAGGAGCCGCCCUUUGUGGUGUGCGGAUUCUCGACGCGGAGUUGUAUCCCAUCUUUCUCGCUCUCUCCGGUGGUGGAGAAACGGUUCCCAUUCGUGACGUUGUACAGUUGAUACUUGAAAAACAGCUCGAGACAACGGAGGGGUGUUGCAGUAGACCCAGCAGCAACACACGACUUUUAUGGCCUCAUGAUCAUCCUAUUUGCCCUAUGGAUAACUGCGGUGUGCCGUAUGAUGAGAACACCCUGACAGACUUUGUGAAGAGCUUUCAGAGACGACCAUAUCGUGCGCAGGAAAGAGAUUUCAGGGCCACCAUACAAGGCACCGUUGGCGAUGUACCAGAGUCUUUAAAUUAUGUUGAGUUUUCCAUGAUGAUGCUUGCCAUUGCACGGCAGUAG
Trypanosoma theileri is the source of this 2157-nucleotide messenger RNA. RefSeq lists its product as uncharacterized. The transcript has a single exon. The coding region runs from base 1 to 2157 and encodes 718 amino acids. NCBI's taxonomy places the organism in Eukaryota, Euglenozoa, Kinetoplastea, Trypanosomatida, Trypanosomatidae. The record is from RefSeq and is a predicted model, not a curated record.